Molecule: messenger RNA, 3404 nt
Organism: Sciurus carolinensis (gray squirrel)
Lineage: Eukaryota; Metazoa; Chordata; Mammalia; Rodentia; Sciuridae
Gene: Spata6l
Product: spermatogenesis associated 6 like
Exons: 14
Coding region: 117-1337 (406 amino acids)
Biological process (GO): spermatogenesis
Molecular function (GO): myosin light chain binding
Source: RefSeq, a predicted model, not a curated record
AACAUCUUGAGGGAGAGGAGAGGCACCGCUUGGCAAAACACCGUGAGCAGCGAUGGAGGUGCUAUCAGAUUUUCUCCACUCAACUCUUAUGGAGGGGUUUCUGAUUUCUUGGAACGAUGCCUCUGGAGGCGGUGGUGGAGCUGCAGAUCCGGGCGAUUUCUUGCCCGGGAGUGUUCCUACCAGACAAGCAAGAUGUGUACCUCGGGGUUUACCUCCUGAAUCAGUACGUGGAGACAGCCUGCUUUCCUUCUGUGUUCCCUAUUGUGAUUCAGCAAAGUUUGAGAUUUGAAAAGGUAUUUGAAAAUGCAAUAGAUCCUGGAGCUGUAGCAGAACUUUUAGAAAGCUUCCUAACGAGGUUUGAAUUAAUACAGCUAGUGCCUCCAGUGUGGGAAGAGUUGGCCUACUAUGAAGAAAACACACGAGAUUUUCUUUUCCCUGAGCCCAAGCUGACACCUUCACACCCUGGAAUACACAGGGAGUUACUUAUGAAGACAGCCAUAGGUUUUCCAGGCAUUGCUCCCAAAUUAGAGUUUUCUACAAGGACAGCCAUCCGAGAAUGUAUGUUUCUGCAUAGAAACAGAUUUCAUGAAGAAAAAUAUAAGACACGAAUGCCUUUAUCCACAUCACGUGGACCAGUGUUCCCCUUAAAUGAUAUAAAGAUAAAGCCAAAGGAGAACAGUCCUGACAGACUGCCUAGAGGCCUGCAGCCCAGGACGCCUUCUCCAUAUUCCACUAGACGUUUCUUCCUAGAAAAACCAGCUCAGUCAAACCUUGGAAACAACUUCAAACUCUCUGGAGAAGGGAAGCCUCCAUUCGUGGUUAGACAUGUGGACAGCACAAAGCCCUUUGGUGAAAAUACUUCGGAGCAUUAUUCACAAAAGUCUAAAAGAAAAUCUAAGUUUUCAAACUUUCCAUUUACAAUGAGAAGAGCUUCUUCUCUUGACAGCAUUGCAGCAAACGUAAAGGUUAUCAAAGAGCCAGAUGAACGGAUUAUUUUAAGGAAUGAAUCACCAUCAAGUUUAAAUUCGAGUAAGUUUGGAAAGCCCUUGCCCAGGAACCAAGGGGAUGCCGAUUUCCACCACGAAACUCCAUUUGCAACCUCUCAGCAAUCCAGCUCUCCCAGCCCUCUGGAUCAGCCCCUUCUCCAAGAAAGGUUCCAUCCUGGUUCUCAGUCCACAUGGAAGAAGAUCCAUGAAAGGGUAUGCAGUCUUCUGACAUCCCACAGAGCUCAGCAGCAUGCAAAUAAGGAAGAUUCCACCUUUGAAGUAAAUGAUGAUCUUGAAGGACUAGACUACUCUGUAAAGAAGUACCCACUGUAUGAACAGGGAUAUUUUUAACUGCUGUCACAUAGGAAAUGAAUGAAGGCUGGAGGAGGGAUCAUGAAGAGCUUUCUCAUCAAGACAACCUACACAUCCUUGGAGAAAUGAACAACAAUAUUUAUUGUCUGAAUUGACUUACCGGGGUCUAAUCCCCUUUAAAUCAAACCCUGUAUUCAGUCUUUUGCUCCCAGGUAAGAGUUGUUGAUUAAAGUGUUUGCUGUUUGGGGCUCACAUUUUCUUGUCACCUGGAACAUUUGUAUUUUGUUUGUUUGUUUUGAGCAUGAAAUUGAAAAUAAGAAUAAUUGGGUGGCAGGUGCUUUUCCAUUUGAAAAGCACUUCUCAGAAUUUUGACAAAAAUGUCAAGAUGCCUUUUUGGCUGCUUUUUAUUUUUGUCAGUGGAUAUGUUCAUGAAAAGCUGAUCUCCCCCUCCCUUCUCCCCUCUUUCUCUCCCUCCCUUCCUUCCUCUCUCUCUCUACUUAAAUUUUAUAUGAGCCAGAGUAAGUUGCUAUUUGGAGGAAUAACCUGCUAAAUCCUACAGAAAGACUUUCAACCUGAUUUUCUCCUUUUGGUAAAUCUGCUUUUGUUUUUAAUGUUAGGUUGGAUUCAUAUGAAAUACCCUUAAAAUGUACGGAAAGAGAAUUAUAUCUGGAAAAAUUCAGAUCUUGUUUUAGUGGUUGAAUUUCUAUGAUUAAUUUCUAAGGGAGGCAGUGUCUUUGGAUUAUAGUUUAAUAGUUUAACUGUUCCAUUCCCAACCCUCCCCCCCUUUUUUUUAAGCCCUAGCAAUUCUUAAUAAAUUUAGAUGAAGAACAAAACCUUUCUCAAGCAUUAUUCUCAAAGAACUACUUUAAGUAAAUAGGUUCCACAGAAAGGACUGCCCAAACCAGACUUUAAAUUAAUUAGUAGGGUGCCUUCAUGAAAUGCUUACGUAGUUUGAGGAAGCAGGAAGAGGAAGCGGAUGGGAGGAAGGGGUACUAGAAGCACAUUUGUUUUCAUGGGUACAGAUCCAGAGAAGAGGGGGCCUGAAAAUGGAAAUCUUUGUCUUUCCUUCAUAUUAUAACCUUAGCAUCUUCUUCUUUCAUACUUGGUAUGGUCUAAAUGUUUACGUCUUCUCAAAAUGUUGAAAUCCUACCCCUCAAGUUGGAAGUAUUAGGAGGUGGGGCUUUUGGGAAAGUAAUUUGUUCAUGAGGGUGGAAUCUCGUGAAUGAGAUUAGUAUCCUAUAAAAUAGGCCCAGGGAAGCUCAUUUGUCCCUUCCACUACAUGUGAGGUUGAAGUGAAGUGGUGCCAUCUACAGACCAGGAAGAGGGCCCUUACCAGUUUCCAAAUGUACUAGUGCCUUGACCUUGAACUUCCUGGCCUCCAAAACUGUGAGAAAUAAAUUUCUUAUGUUUAGAAGCUGCCCAGUAUUUGGUAUUUUGUUAUAGUAUUUCAAAUGAACAAAGACAAUAUACUAAAAUCCUUUUAGUUUUUACAAGAUACAGUGAGAACUAGGUUUUCUUUUCUCAUUAUGACCACAAGAAUUGGUUUGUUAGGUAAAUUAGGAAAACAAAAGUAGAAAAAUGAACUCUCAAAACAAAAACAAAACUCAUUUAUCUCAUCCCAGAGUUCCAGUUAAUUAAAGGCAUAUAACAAGCAUUCCACCUUUAAAAGCAGAUAAAAUACGUUUAAAUUACGUGUACUUAUAAAUGUUCUUGAUACCUCUGGAACUACAAUCGUCAAUUUAUUAUUUUGAUGUUACCUUUAAGUAGACAUCAAAAUUUUAAAAAACACUGUGUUACAUUAAGAUUAAGCUAUGAUUCUCAGAAAAGGUCCAUUUAUAUAAAGUUUUUUUUUUUUUUUAACUAAAGUAUACCUUUUUCCUCACUCUCUGAUCUAUUAAUUAUAUUAUUUAAAUUAUUUUUAUUUUAACUUUUUACUUCUCAAGGAAUUAUUUAAGUUUUGAGGAGUCAUCUUAGGGCCAGGGAUGCCAUUCAGAUAUUUUGUUUUUGGAUAAUGUAACAGCAUGAAAAUUUUGUCAUGUAUUGGGGUUUGGAUUGCUAUAUGAGGAUCUGUGUAAUUCAACAUAAUAAAAAAAGAAUUUCCACCUA